AUGGAGCAGUACCCAGAUCAGGGCUGUGAUGGCAUUGAACUGCUUGACUGGCUGUUUGAUCAAAAUGAUGGAAUCCUCCGUCAUGAAGAAACAGGACACCAUGGCAACCAGCACACCUGGCCGGUCCAGGACCCAAAUAUGCUACAGCCGCCUGAACAAGCAGACAAUGACUUCCUUAACGCCCUGCUGAGUGGAAGCGACUCGGUGUCAGGCUCGCCUCUCUGGUCACCUUCACAUAGUGACAGUGGGAUCAGUGAGGACCCGCCAUCAGACCAGAUGGACAGCCCACAGCGGCCCGAGAGCCCCCCUGGGGACACCCAUUACUUUGGUCCAGGGCAACAGACCAAGGCGGCCCUGGAGGCGAACGCAUCCAUUGGCAUCAAUGGCUGGGAGCCUGGCUUCUCAAGUGGCAGGACGAGGAUUACACAAUAUCCUUCUGAUGUGCAUAGACCACAGCUGUCUUCUGGUUUCCCUCUAACAGUCAAGGACCUGCUCCUGUCUGGCACACCGGAGCCACCCCCACAGCCUUCCCAACAGUCCAUUCAAGAGCUGAUUCUCAAUGAAGAUGAGAAGAAGUUGUUGGCGAAGGAGGGGGUGACUCUCCCCAGCCAACUACCUCUUACAAAGUACGAAGAAAGGAUCCUGAAGAAAAUACGCAGAAAAAUACGCAAUAAGCAGUCUGCCCAGGAGAGCCGAAAGAAGAAAAAGGAGUACAUAGACGGGCUGGAGAGCAGGAUGGCUGCCUGCAGUACACAUAACCAGGAGCUGCAAAGGAAGGUGUCUCAGCUGGAGAAAUGCAACAUGUCACUAAUGGAACAGUUACGCAGGCUCCAGGCUCUGGUCAUGAAUACGACAAACAAGCCAGCUCAGACUGGGACAUGUGUUCUGGUGCUCCUGCUAUCCUUUUCCCUAAUCCUGCUCCCCAGCCUCAAGCCCUUUUCUGACACCAAGGUCAGCCAAGGAGACUUCAGUCCAGUCAGAAUCCAGUCACGGUCCCUGGCGAACCUUCAGGCAUCCCGUGUGCUGCAUGUCACUGACCCCCAAUUCUCCAGUGAAGAUGAAUCAGAGUCGCUGCACCGGUAUUUCCCAGGAGACGUAAGCAUGGAAGAUAUUACCGCGCUGAUGGGGAAGCUUGGAGUCAACCAACAGCGGUCUGAAUUGGAAAACGUUUCUCUAAACAGCACUCGAGAAGACAGCCAUUUUCACGUGGACCCAAUUACUGGUCAUGUAGCUGCGGUGACUUUGGAUCCACACCGCCCUGCCAGGCUGCGGCCCCAUGCUGAUGACAUGUGAAAGAAAUGAGGAAAUUAUCCCUGCAGGAAUUCCACACAGCAUGCUCUUCCUAAUGGCAGAGUGGGGAAUUAUCUGUGGCUGCUGUUUACACAGACAGGGAAAUCUGAAUCAUUCCUGUUUUGCCCUUUCAUAUUUGUUAAGUCUCUAUGUCUUUUCCUUAUUUGUGAUACUGUUUUAUAUCAGCAUUAUAGAUUAGAAUCUUAAACUGAAAUUGCCUGUCAAGAUAAACUGUCUAUCUUUUUGCCUUCAGGCUUUGAUAAAAUGUAAGUGUAAAUUCAUGUGUUUGAGACUCAAAAAUUGGGUAAAAUGGAGCUUUGAUAACAUGUACACUUUUGAUCUCAGCAGACAAUUUGGGAGAUACCGAAGCAUUUAUUUUAAAAGCAUGUUUUCACUGAGGAAUUGAUUGGACCUGUUUAGAUUAAUUCAUGCAUAACGCUGCCUUUAAUAAAAGUU
Sphaeramia orbicularis (orbiculate cardinalfish) is the source of this 1746-nucleotide messenger RNA. RefSeq names its product cAMP responsive element binding protein 3-like 3a (gene creb3l3a). The transcript has 10 exons. Gene Ontology annotation, biological process: regulation of transcription by RNA polymerase II. Gene Ontology annotation, molecular function: DNA-binding transcription factor activity, RNA polymerase II-specific; RNA polymerase II cis-regulatory region sequence-specific DNA binding. Gene Ontology annotation, cellular component: nucleus. Bases 1 to 1293 code for a protein of 430 amino acids. Lineage: Eukaryota; Metazoa; Chordata; Actinopteri; Kurtiformes; Apogonidae. The record is from RefSeq and is a predicted model, not a curated record.